UAAACGUCAAAAAAGAAAGCGGUUUGAAAAUACUAUCCCAAACCAUUCCAAAAUUCAAGUAAUGUGAAUGUUUAUUUCGUUGAAUUAAAUCAUUUGGCACAUUUAAUUUAAAAUGACAGAUGCUGAAAGUUUUCCUCAACGCAAAUCAGAAGAAAGCGAAGAUGAUAAUACAAACUCUUCAACUUUAAAUGAUCUUUGUAAAAGCAAUUCUGAUUACUUCGUAAAUGAUAAUACUGAAAAUGGCCAGCGUUUGUAUACAAGUUUUCUUACAAUUGCUGAUAAUCUUAACUCGCUAGCUAUUACUAGAAAGAAAAUUGAAUCGGUUGUCCACAAUUUCGAUUAUGAUGAAAAUACACCUGCAAAUGGUUACAGAAGUUUCUUAAAAGUUGUUGACUAUGCCAUAGCUCACUCAUUGCAAGUCAUUAAAAAAGUUUCUUUAAAGCGUGACGGCGUCCUAUUUCGUAAAGCUGUGAUAACGAAAGAUGUUGAAGCAUGUGCUCAUUUGUUAGCUAGUUUAAAUAACUGCCUCAUUUUGUUAACAACAUUAUUAGAGUGGAGUUCUGAAACCGAAUUAUUUCCCAAAGAGAAACGAUCUCCUGAAGAAAUUAUUUUAAAAACUGAAACCAUUAAUAGGUAUUGCUUUUAUGGGAGAUGUUUAGGUUUUCAGUUUUGUGAAUCAAUUAAGCCUACUUUACAGAUGGUUGCAUUUGCAAUGGCUGUAUUCUCAGAGGCCUAUUUUAGUAGUGGAUCUUAUUUUACAAAGGCAACGAAUUCAGUAAUAUCGACAGCCACUUAUUUAACGGACCCAGAACAAAGGGCUAAAACUAUUGUAAAUGUUUCUCAAACAGCUAACAUAGACUUUUGCAAAUCUUUUUGGUUUCUCUCUGAGAGUGAACUAAUGCAUAAUUUGCCUUCUGUAAUUAGGGCACAUGCGUAUGUUGCAGUCACAAAAAUCCUUCUCAUUCCGCCAAAACCUCUCACACUCACUAUUAAUGGGCAAGAUAUAGAUAUUCCUAUUCCAGAAUCACAUAUUGGAAAAAAAACCAUACAGGUACGCCUAAUAUCAAGUAAUGUAAGAGAAGGAAUGGUUGGAGAAGCAAGUAAAAAAACAAAUUUACCACCCUCUAAAGGGCUGCUUUUUCAUUGCCACGGUGGCGGUUUUGUUGCCCAGUCAUCAAAAUCACAUGAAAUUUAUUUACGAUUAUGGGCCAGAGAUUUGAACGUUCCUAUCUUGAGCGUUGAUUAUAGUUUGGCACCACAAGCACCCUAUCCUAGAGCCAUAGAAGAAAUCACCUAUGCUUAUUGUUGGGCCCUAAAAAAUUGUCAUCUUCUUGGAAGUACAGGUGAAACAAUUAUCGCAGCCGGAGAUUCAGCUGGAGCUAAUCUUCUACUAGGAACCUGCCUAAAGUGUGCAACUAUGAAUGUUCCACCUCCUAAAGGCCUGUUUUUGGCGUAUGUUCCAACUCUCAUCAAUUUUGUACCUUCUCCGGCCCGACUUCUCUGUCUAAUGGACCCGUUACUUCCCUUUGGUUUUAUGAUGCGAUGCCUAAAAGCUUAUGCAGGUACAGAAAAAAGCAGUUCCAGUAACGAUUCUGACAUGAGUAGUUUUGAGGAGAUAACUCAUUCGGACCUGGCGGACCUUCAAGCUCACAAAUCACCAACUUCAGAAAUUUCUGAUACCUUGUCAAAUGAGUCCUUCGAAUCUCAGUCUUUGGAGGGUGGAAAUGAAUUUCAAAAUGUUGAAGGAUUAGAAGACAAUAAUAUCGACGAAAAUGUAUUAUAUGAAGCGGAAUCAAACGGUUCGAGAAGUAAAAUUAACCAGUACCAAGAUUCAAUUUCGAAUAGUUAUUCGUUUAUUCAACGUUCUCUCACAGGAUUUGUGAGCAAUUUAAAAGAACACGUGGGCAGUUGGAUUCCUGGUACGGUUCAAAAUAUUCCUGAAGAUGUUAUACAUGCGGACAAAGAGAAAAGUAUCGUCGAUGAAUUAAAAUUCGAAGUACCUGAAGAUCCUUUUUUAAGUCCCUAUCUGGCAUCUGAUGAAAUGCUUAUUACAUUGCCACCCCUCAAACUACUGGUAUGUAAUCAUUUGGAUUAAUAUGUACCGCUUUUUGAUUACUCUAUAGUUAUGACUUUUGUUGAAAUUUGUUAAUUUUGUUUAUAAAAGAAAUUAGUACUGUCAGCAUAAGGCAAAGUAGUAUUACGUAAAUGAAAGUCUAUAUCAAUCAUUUCUUAUGCUAGUGUUCGAUGUGUUGCAUACCUAUUUACAAACAAUUUCUUUAAAUUUUAAUCAUUGAUUACUAUACAUCUAUUAAAAAAACAUAAUGGCCGAAAUCAGUGACAAUGCAACAACAAUUGAAAAAGAAUGAUGGCCGACAACAGCAACAAUUAA
Messenger RNA from Agrilus planipennis (emerald ash borer), 2389 nucleotides. Its product is annotated as hormone-sensitive lipase. Gene Ontology annotation, cellular component: cytosol. The transcript has 9 exons. The record is from RefSeq and is a predicted model, not a curated record. Gene Ontology annotation, biological process: cholesterol metabolic process; triglyceride catabolic process. Gene Ontology annotation, molecular function: sterol ester esterase activity; triacylglycerol lipase activity. The coding region runs from base 113 to 2095 and encodes 660 amino acids. NCBI's taxonomy places the organism in Eukaryota, Metazoa, Arthropoda, Insecta, Coleoptera, Buprestidae.